This is a messenger RNA of Pecten maximus, 2151 nucleotides long. RefSeq names its product protein Hikeshi-like. Gene Ontology annotation, molecular function: Hsp70 protein binding; nuclear import signal receptor activity. The transcript is spliced from 4 exons. Gene Ontology annotation, cellular component: cytosol; nucleus. Gene Ontology annotation, biological process: protein import into nucleus. NCBI's taxonomy places the organism in Eukaryota, Metazoa, Mollusca, Bivalvia, Pectinida, Pectinidae. The coding region runs from base 93 to 686 and encodes 197 amino acids. The record is from RefSeq and is a predicted model, not a curated record.
UACAAACUAAAAGUUGACUAGAAAAUAUAGAUUUCAGAUGUCAAUAAAAAGCAAACAUUAACCUUGUCUUGACGAAAGAAGAACAUAUUGCAAUGUUUGGACUGAUCAUAUCGGGCCGGUUGGUUCAAACAGACCCGCAGCAGUUGGCAGAGACACAGUUUGUCUUUAGUAUCCCAGAUGUUGACAAUGUCAAUCAUGUGGUUGUUUUCCUCACAGGACAAAUGGCAUUUCCUGAAGAACUAGGGGCAGCAGUGUAUUUCUCCUUCCCCAACCCACAGGGACAAACAUGGCAGUUAUUGGGACAUAUUUCCAACUCCAAGCCUAGUGCUAUCUUCAAGAUCACAAAAUUAAAACAAGAGGAUGGGAGUGGUUCUGGUCAUCCAUUCGGCCAGUUUGGUGGACAGAAAUCUCACAUGGCACAGAUUGGAAUAUCUGUGGAACCUCUCUCACAACUCAGUCAGCAAACUCCUGUCACACAGGCCAAACCAUCUAGUGUGGAACCAUUUUUGGAAUUUUCCCAAAAAAUGUUGGAAAAUUUUUUCAACUAUGCAAGUUCUUUUGGACUCACACAAGCUCAAAUGACACCAAACCCUUCAGAGACCUAUGUGCCCCUCAGUACCCUGCAAUCAUGGUUUCAAACAUUUCAAAGACGAUUGCAACAAAAUCCAUAUUUCUGGAGGUCUUGAAUGCUAUAUUUGUGGAAAUGUAUUUUUCUUUUUUUAGCUGAAAUGGCACAUAGUGCAAGUGAACCUAUUGUGCAUGAGUGGGCAUCUGUCGUCAGUCUGUCAAUUUUUAGCUUAUUCUAGAAAGAUAUAAGCAAUGAAGAACUGAUAUGGCCAAGAAGUACAUGUCAAUAAGUAGUUUCCUCAUAUAAAUGACCUUUACCUAUUUUCAAGGUCAGAGGGGUAAAAUAUGUUAAAAUUUUUCAAGAAUCUUCUUCUCAAGUUCCAGAAGACCCAGAGGGCUGAUAUUUUUGCAAGCAGGUACCUAGCACAAAGUGAUAUAAAGAUCCUCAUAUAAGUGACCUUGACCUAUUUUCAAUGUCACAGGGGACAAAUAAUUUAAACAAUCAUUUGUGAAUCUUCUUAUGUUCUAAUAGGCCCAGGGCGCUCAUCUUUGGCCAGUGGAUCCCUGCUAUGGAGUGCUAUAAAAUUUUCUAACACUAUGACCUUGAACUAGUUUCAAGGUUACAGACAUCAAAUAUGUGAAAAUAACUUCUGAUAUUCCAGAAGACCCAGAGGCCUGGUAUUUUUCCAGCAGGUACCUACUACAGAGUGAUAUACAUUUUCCUGGUAUAAAUGACCUUGACUUAUUUUCAAUGUCAAAGGAGUCACAUAUGUCAAAAACUUCAAGAAUAUUCUUCUGAAGUUCAUGAAAACGUGAACGCCUGAUAUGUUGCCAGCAGGUACCUGGAACAAAGUGGUAUAAAUAUUGUAUACCAUUGUAUACCAUUUCAAAAACAUUGUUAAUAUUUUACAGUCAACAUGAAAAUUGGAAAUAGUAAUUUUGCAAUAAUUCCUAACUUCUAGUAUUUUAUUGAAAUGUGUAUAACAAUAAAUCUGCUUUAGUCAACAUUGUUUGUAUCAGGUUGCCGUACAUUGUUAAACAGUCCAGCCUAGUUCCCCAUAUAAAAAUGAUACAUGAAAUAUCAAAACAGUACUUUAAAAUAUUAGAAGCAGGCUUAGCAAAAAGAAUCUGCAGUUAAUAAAUACCAAAUAUCUAAAAUCAUAAAAGUUGUAUAAAAAGUGCUAUCAAAAUAAAACAACUUGGUUUUUAGAACCAUAUUGUGUGUCAUGAUGAUAAUUGGCCUUUGCUUGCGGGAUGAAGAUUGUGAAAAUAAUUUAUCUUAAUGGCUUUUAAAUGACCCUGACCCACUUUUUCAGGUCACAAGGGUAAAAUAUGUUAAAAUUUCAUUUGAAAUAUCAAGAGUCUAUAGUAAUGUUAUCUGGCCAGUAGCAUAUUGGGGUAUACUCUCAGACUAGAAUGUUAGAACAAAUGACAGUAAUUUUGAAUAUCUCAAGAUUGUAAUGAAAUAAAAUUUGACAAUGAAGGUCCAUCUUAAGUUGCAAAGUAAUGUGUAGAGUAGCAUGUCCUUGUUUGCCACUACAUGUAUGUUUGUUCAAAUAAAUUUGAUGUUGACCUGCUUUGAAA